Messenger RNA from Mytilus trossulus (common blue mussel), 11315 nucleotides. RefSeq names its product C2 domain-containing protein 3-like. Gene Ontology annotation, cellular component: centriole; centriolar satellite. NCBI's taxonomy places the organism in Eukaryota, Metazoa, Mollusca, Bivalvia, Mytilida, Mytilidae. Gene Ontology annotation, biological process: centriole elongation; cilium assembly. The coding region runs from base 143 to 8272 and encodes 2709 amino acids. The record is from RefSeq and is a predicted model, not a curated record. The transcript is spliced from 45 exons.
UCUCGCACAUGCGAGAUUCAGAAUGGCGGACAGUCCGAGAAGAAUGUUUGGCUGGUAACAGCUAUGUUUCUGCAAAAUAUAGCAAUUCUGUGCAUAUAUUCUUACUAUUUUAGGAAUGAUGUAACCCAUUAAACUCUUUAAUAUGGUGAAAAAGAAACAAAAAGGCACCAAGUCAACGAAAAAACAAGGUGAACAAUGGCAAAAAGAAGAUGUACAGGUUCAUACAGGAUUACCACCACAAGUUGAAGGCCAGCUACGAUGUUUUCUCCGAGUGUCCAUUCCAGAGAUUGUAUGGGUGUCUCCAAGUCCACCUGUUGUCACUCAUGUCAGAGUUAAGUGGUGGGGAGAGGAUGGUGAUGGAGCUUUAUUCAGACCCUUAGAUGUAAAGCAGAAUGAUAAAGCUUCCAGUAAGACCAUAGCCAGAUACCCCAUCAGAUCUGGUCCCAAACAGUUUGCCUCCUACCUAGGAGACAUGGGCAGUAUUAUACUGGAAAUAUUAAGUGGUCCUUUGUUGUUAUCUGUGGGCUAUGCUGAAGUCACACAGAUUGGACAGUUGUCACCUAAUCGUCCAGUUAAAGGAUUUUACCCAGUUUUCACAGAAGAGGAACAAAAGAUAGCAGAAAUCCAAGUAUCACUUGUUCUGGAAUCGCUUAUGGCUUCCUAUGACAGCAAUGGAUCUGUUCCAACAACAGAUAUAAGUUUUGAAACACAAGCUACACAAGAGUCCAUGUAUCCACAGAGGAAUCAUCCUGUUCCACAUUCACAGGCUCCACGUAAACCUGUAGAUGAUCCAUUUAUUUCUCCAGCUUCACAUCAGAAUGUGGAUGGGGCAACACAGAAUGGUUUUGCUGAUUAUGCAUCAGACCUUCGUCAGCAGCUCAACUACAGCAUGAAUGACAUGCCAUCCAAUCAUAUCGCUCCUGUCAGAUCUGGAAGUACUGUUAACAUAACAACCAAUGGAGAUGUUGUGACUACAGAUCUGAGUUUCUAUGAUCAAAAUCCUAAGCCUAAGAAGUCUAACGGCAGACCCAGUCCUUCUAAGACUGAGUCAGAUAGGAAUCUGUUAUCGGUUUUGCUAGAAAGAGGCAAUAAGUUACGAGACCAGAUGAUAAUAUCAAGUAUAGAUGACGAUAAAAGAAAGGGUCCAGAUGUUGCAAAUGGACCAGACUUCAGUAUGAAUGGUGUCGACUUAUCAGGAAUGUCUGACAGGAGAGGAUCCGCUGGAAGUUUCCUCAAAGAAAUCUUAAAAGCUGACAAUGAAAAUGACGUAGAUUUAUCUGCCUUAGAUUCCAGAGCUGUAGAUCUUAUGUUUGGUGGAACUGGAGCUUUUGAUUAUAAUAUGAUGAUGAACGGUGGUCCUGGUUCUAGUAUAUCAGAUGAUAUGGAUGUGAUGAGUGAUCCUGGAGAUCCAAUACACAGUGAAUCAAUACUACAAGAGCUAUUCUACAAAAAUCCUGAAUCUGAAGUAAGUGACCUGAGUGAGUUAAGUGGAGAUGAGUCAGAUCUGAAGAAGACAAAGUCAGUAAAGAGACGUGCUAGUACAGCAUCUGUUGAAGAUCCGUCUAAUCAAAGGCCACCAUCAAGGAGAUCAUCAAUAUCAAGUUUAACCUUCCCAGAACCACAGGAGACAGAGGACAAACCUAAGAAAAAGAUCAAAACUCCAAAGAGAAAGGCAAGGUUAAAGACCAAACGUACAGGAAGUAAGAAACGUAGACGAUCACGAAGCAGUGCCAGAAGUACCGCCAGUGAAUACAGCGACAGUGACAGAGCCUGUACACCACGGUCAGAAUUAUCACAAGUAUCUUUUGAUUUACCUGCUUCUGAUUUGGAUGAACCUGAGCAUGAUGAGCCAUCACGAAGUAAAAAAGUAGAUGGUUUAAGUGUAGAAAGGUUGACAUUACUUGGCCGAGUACAUGUAGCUCGUGUUGUGAUUGAUGCUCUUCAUCUUACUGGACAGGAGCUCAAUACAUCGUCAUCAUCGAAGAAAAGUUUUAAGUUUAAAACAGUAGGAAGACCUCCAAAGCCUUCACCUAAAGCUAAGAAGUCCAUGACAUACUUCAUAGAGUACCAGUUUCCAGUGGUAGCCACAUCUAGAGAUAAAUAUUCACCUAAUGCUUUGGCCACAGAGGUGAUGAGGGUGGCAUCCAAGAAAGUCAGUAAUGGGUUGGUACAGUUUAAUCAUCGAUCUGUCUUCCCUAUUAUGUUUGAUGGUAAUGCUGUAGAUAAUUGGUGGAAAUCUGCUCUCGUGUUUAAAGUUUAUGGAAGAUCAGCAGGACAGAAAGUGCCAUCAUUGAUUGGAAGUUGUGGUAUACCUAUGAAGUCCGUGUUAAAAUCAGAAUCACUUUUUGUUGAUAGAGAAUUAGAAAUAAGAGAAUCUAUAAACAAAAACUCAUCCAUCAACUCAUCAAUACACAAAAGUGAUUUAGAUGGUCUCUAUGGCAACUUAAAGGUUUCCAUUGAAUUAGCUUCUGACAGUAAAGACUUUUCUACACAUCUGGCUCGUACAAAGCUUGCUGAAAUGUCUGGCAAAUCUAAACUGGUUCCCAUUCCUGCUCCAGUACCACACAAACCACGCCCACCUCCUGCUCCGUCACAGAAUGUCGUUCAUACACAACCAGAACCACAACACUUGACUACACAACCUCAGUUCAACAAAGGUUCAUCGAGAACAUCUAGUGCUGCACAGAUUCAACCAAUUCCAAAACAAAUAAGUCAUCAGUCACAAUAUACAGAUUAUAGUCCUGAGCAUGUAACUCUUCACACUUUGUUACUGGUACCUGAAGGCAGGGGCAUUUCAACACAGGGCAUACCAUCUUUAGUAUCAAUGAAAAGGCAUCCAGUAUUUCCUGUACAGCCACAUGCAUUGUCGCCUCCAGGUGUGAAGGGCCGUGAUAUGAAUGUGAGAAACACAUAUUUAGUGUGUAGAAUGUUUUGGUGUGAUGAUGCUGUACAUUCCAAUGUGUGUUGGGGAACAGCUGAUCCAGCAUUUCAUUUUUCUCAGGUUGCUCCUAUGUUGAUGUCAACCGCUCUUUUAGAGAGAAUGAGAAACAAUUUUAUGGUUAUAGAAGUAUGGGAUAAGAAAACUUCAGCAGAAAGUGAUCAGUUGAUUGGCAUAGUCAAGAUCAGCCUGCAUCAGUUUUAUAUGUCAUUCAGGGAUAAGAAAAUUGCAAAUACUCUUCUUAAAUCUCAGUUUCCUGUGAUAGCCCUUGAUAACUACCUCCCUAUUGUUAAUCCAUUAAAUGGGUCACAGUUUGGACAGCUACAAGUUUGUCUAGCCAUUGGCUCAGCUGAACAGGUUGCUGCCCUGCAAAGAAUCAAACUUGAUGGUGUGGCACCUAACCAUUUGCCAGAGAGACCCCAACAUUAUUUGGAAAGGAAUGAUCUACAGCAGUCAGAUGACAUCAGUCCUCCACAUAUUGGUACAGAAUCAAUUGUGGAGCACAUAUUUGAAGUAGUAAUAGAAGGCUUGAGAGGUCUGACAGCAUUUGAGAACAUGAUGUGGGGAGAAGCAGAUUGUUUUGUACAGUACCAUUUCCCAGCUCAAUCAAAUAAUCAAGUCAAAGGAGCACCUGUUAUCAAACAUGCUGUGCCAAGUAUGAAGUCUUUUAGAAGUGCUACAACAUUAUGUAUACCUGAUCCUACUUUUAAUGAUGUUACACGACAUAGAAUCGUUCUUUCAAUGGGAACACCUGUACAGAGAGAAUUACUCACAGCUUGUGCUAGGACUGGAGGGGGAGGUCUACCAUUUGAGGUGUGGUGUAGAUAUUAUCAUCCUAAUGUUAGAGAUCAGUGUAUAGCCAAGACAAACUUGCCACUUGCCAAAUUAUGUGCUAUGGUUACCAUGCAGAAGAGAGGGGAGCCAUCAGUUCAAACUUUUGCCUUGCCAUUAACUCAAGUAGGAACAGAUUCUGAAAUGAAGGAUCCCGAGUCCAAAUCAAAGAUGAAAGAGUCUGGAUUAAUGGAUGUGACCAUACACUACAAAACUAAUACAAUACAGAAUGAAUUGAAUGCAGCUUUACAGAAGAAUCUGUCUGGAUCUCAAGUCUGUAUAUCUGUCAGUGUCAUUAGAGCCACUGGAUUAAAGGCAGCAGCUGAAUCCAUAGCCCAUCUUGAUACAGGGAUGCAGUAUCCUGCUGAAGUUGGUGUCAACUCAUAUGUCAAAGUCAGACUCUCUUUCCUUCAGAAACAGGAUGAGAGAUUAACCAGAACAAUAGCCAGAACAUUCUGUCCUGAAUAUUCUCACCAUAUGGAUUUCCCAUGUCCUUUGUUAUGGACAGAACCAGACAGUGAUGCCAUGACCUUAGCUGAAAUUCUAGAGUGUGGAGAAAUAACACUGGAAAUCUGGCAUCAAGUCCCUGGCAUGUCCUCAGAUUUCGACAGACAUUUACUGCAGGAUAUGGACAGUGGAAUUAAAGGGAGACAACUUCUAGGAAAGACUGGAGAUGUUCUGCUAGGAACAGUAACUUUGUCAUUAGCAUCUUUACUAACUCACAGAACAGGAAUAACUGGUUGGUAUGCCGUGAACUCACCGCCAUCAGGUUGGAAUGAGGACACCAGUUAUACAGAGGAGACAAACAGUGGUAACAGAGGUUUAGAACGUGUGGUAGGAGGACUAGAGAUGGCUGUCAAGUUUGCUCAUCACAAUGAUAGGGAGAGAGUGAUACACACAGCCAGAGGUGUAGGAUGGUCCCCUAUAGAACUCAAUGUAGAGGAGGAAGACGCUUGGGAAAGUGAUGAUGAAGGUAGCGGCAGAUAUCAGAAUGUGACAGUAUCAGUAGACCAAGUCUCCUUCCCUGUCCAGAAUGCACUAAUUACAGGUCAAAACAGUCUGGAUAAGUCUGCAAGAUGUUAUGUUAGAUAUAAAGUCUAUGAUAAAGGUGCUGUUGUAUCCAAGAUUAUGCCUAUGUCUGUGAACAGUGAAGGUUAUAUUGUAUCACAGUUAAAUCACAAUCACAACUUCCAGAUAUCGGUUACUUCUCCAUAUAAGUGGUAUUUACGAGAGGAGAAAUUAGAAAUCCAAAUUUGGGUAACAUAUGCCAGUCGUAAGCACCAUAAAAAUAAACCACAACAUAGAGACAAGCUAAUUGGUACUGCAUACAUAGAUAUGGAAUCACUUAACGAUGAAAGGAGAAAACAACAUAGAGUCAGUGGAAUGUAUCCCUUGUUUAAACCUGGAUCUUCUAGUUUAGGUGGUGCCUUUGCAAGGGCUCAUAUAACCUCCAAACCACAGUUUGGCCCUCUCCAUCAGGAUCAAAGUGAAGAUGAUUUGGAAGACGAGUUAUCUGAAAAAUCAGUGACAGAGGAUCCUGAUUAUGAUCCAAAUGACAGCUUCCACCAAUUGUCUAGCCUUAAGAAGGAGAAGUCUAAGAAAUCUAAUCUGAGUGUUGUUGAAGAGAAAGAAUCAUCAGUGUUUAGUGUUGUGAUCUCUAUAGACAGAGCCAUGCAUUUACCACAUAUUGUUGACAAAUCAAGAUCUGAUGAAAGUCAUCCCAAUGCUUAUGUGUCUUACCAGACCUCAGAAUCAUCAACUCCGUCCUACACAGCAGUAUAUCACAACUCAGAUAGUCCCAUCUGGGAUCAUCAACAUGAAACUAAACUUAGUACAGAAUUACUGUAUCAGGAAAAUAAGAAUUUAGUGCUCAAAGUUUGGCAUAAACCUCAUGGUGCUUCAAAAGAACCAGACAAAUCAGCUGAUCGAGUGUUAGGAUUUGUGUCGGUAGAUUUAACUCCCCUGUUGUCAGGGUUACAGGCAAUUUGUGGUUGGUACAAUAUAACAGACUUCAAUGGCCAGUGCAAAGGACAAAUUAUGGUAAACAUAUGUCCACAGGAUUCAGUGACACAGUACAACUUAUCUGAACACGGAGUUCAACCGACCAGUUUACCUGCUGGUGUCAGUACAUCUGGAAUCUGGUUCUGUGAUCCACCGAUGUCACUACCGACAACUACUGCUCCCUUUACCAGCAAUCUACCUCACUUUAAUGCACAUUAUGAUCAGGUCCAAAAUCACCAUCAACAGUUACAACAACAGCUUAGCGAAAAUAUACGAACAUUCCUUCAGAGACAUGAGGAGAAUCAGGAAUCUCCUGUAUCUACUCUCCCGUCCAAUGUCACUCUUCAGACAAGUCUGUCAUCCAGUGUGCCGUCCCUCAGCCAAGUGCCAAGUCUUUCAACUGCCCACUAUGAUGGUGGUGCCAGUGACUCCUCUAGGUCAUAUUUGUUUUCAUCACUCAGAAAACAAAUGCAGGACUUGGACGAGAUAACAUACAAGCUCAAACAGAAACUGGUAACCUCUCCACCAACAACAGGAAGUUCAUUCUAUGUUCAGCAUCCACCUCAGUAUGUUACAUCUUAUGACACUCCACACUUGAACCAAUCAGGAUCAAGUAUACCAGUCACAUGUCAGUCACAACAGUUGGCUAACUCACUAACUCAGUCUGGUGUUUCUACCUUAUCUUCCCUUCAGUUUGCACAGAGUCGACAGGAUACAGUAAGGCAAAAUGAGGCAGAGUUAAUGUUGACUGGAUCCCAGGAGGCUGAAUCCUCUCAAACGGGAGCAGAUUCUGGAGCCUUCUCAGCAACUCAUUCUAGUGAGAAAUAUCAAGACCAUGAUGCUUUAGAUUCUCAUAGGAGUGGAAGUGAUAAACUUGAUACGUUCCGAUUUGGCACAACUCCAAGAGAUUUUGUUGGACUCACUGAGACUAACAGUACAUUAGCAUGUGAUUCUACACCUAGGGACCAGUCUAAUAACUCUGAUACAGGGAUAAACAUGAAGUUUACACCUAGAGAUGAUGAAUUAUUGUCAACUUCAAACACAUUUACUUCAAAUGCUACUCCCAGGGACCCUACCGUAUUAGGUGUGACUCCCAGAGACAAUUAUUCCCCUCGAGAAAUUACGGAAAAUUCUGAUCCUUCAUCAUUAGGAUUUCUAUAUCAUGGAGAAAAUUCACAACGAAGUACUGGGUCAUUCAAACUUGAUUCAGCAAGGUCGUCAAAUGGAAAUGGCAAUGGACAUAACCAUGUCGAUCCUAAGGAAAUGAGUAUAAUUCAGGAGAAAACAGAAUACGAAGGAUCUGACGGCGAGGGCGAUCCAAAUUAUUAUCAUCGUUAUCGAGAUAUUCUUGAUGAGGAGGAAAAGGAAGAUGAUUCAGAUGCUGAAAGAAGCGAUGAAGAUGUUAUUAUGCCAAGAACUCUAAAUGAUGUAUCAGGAAAGUUUGGCGGAAUUCCAUCUUCUGAUCAUUCCUUUCACCGGACUUUAAAGCCCAGGGAUAAGAUGGUGUCAAAUGAUAUUAAUAGUAGUGCUACAAAUGUAAGAGACAAAAUGAAUGGGGAUAGUUUCUUUGACAUUGAAUCUGUUCCAAACUCUAGAACGCCACAACGAACUCAGGUUUUACGAGAACAGUUUGUUGAAAAAGAUAGCUGGUUUUCUGAUAAUGAAGAUGAUGAGGAAAACGAAAGAUCACGAUAUAAACCAUCAUGGAGUCCUAAGAGUAACAAGCAUGAGGAAUUUAAUUUAAAUCUUCACGAAAAUAUUGAUGAUUUGAACAGAAGUGGUGAUGCUGACACUGAUCGUUUACUUGAAAAUGUUGACCUAGAGUCUGAAAAUUCUGGUAGUGUCACACAAAGAGAACGAAUGUCGCGUGUGUCAUCAGCAGGAAGUCAACGAUCUUUACCAUCUAGAUCUGAAUAUUCAGCGGAAAGUGAUCAUGUGCCAAAAUCUCCUAGAGCUUUAUAUAACAAAGUUGUUGACGAACUUGACGAUUAUUUUUAUCCAAAUGAAACAACUCCAAAGACUCGAGAUCAUACAGAGGCCAAAUUAUCUGUAGAAAGUGCUAAUAGUUCUCGCUCAGCAACUCCAGUGCCAACAAUAAGAGAAAGUGAAAUUGACACUAACUUAAGGAAUAGUGAUGCUAACCAAUAUUCUGACUAUGAGGAAGAUGAUUUUGAAAGUAGAAAAACUAAAAAGUCAUCUUUUAAAAGUGAAAGUAGAACCUCUGCUAUGCCAAACUUUUUCCUUCCUGCUCAGCAUUUGGAAGCUUCAAUGAAAGCACUAGAUAUAGCUACGUCAGGACCUUCUCAUCCAAAUAGUGAAAAGGAUUCUGAUGUGUCUGAUGAUCCUGAAAGACAACAAGGGAAGACAAAGGAGGCAUUCCAUAUGAAACAGAAACUUUCUGUGGACAAGAAAAAAUUUAAUGGACAAACAAAGGGCAGACAACUCCCAACAGCUGAAGAAGCAAAAAGAAUAGCCAAGAUUUUCUCAUCCAAGCUGUCAUGAAUACUUAACAAUAUUAUGUAAAUUAUCUUUUGAUAUUCUGAAGUGCCAAAAUAUUUGUAUUGGGUGUAAGAUGCAUUUGGUGUUAAUGCUCGUUGUAUGUCCUGUUCUCCGAUUGGUGAAUUAAUGAAUCGCUUGUGUUUCAUGCACAAGUGGUGUAAAAAAGGAAAUUAUUCAUACAAUAUUUACAAAAAAUGUGGUCAGAAUAGUAUUGGAAAUAUGUUUGUAUUCUACAGCUCCGUGAUUGUAGACAUAUAUAAUAUCCAAAAGACUGAAAUCAAUUAUACGACCGCAAAUUUGAGGUAGUAAUAUGUUAUGGUGGUUCUUGUUGUUGCUAAAAUACAUUUCUGAAAACAGAAUCCUAGAUAGGGUCAGUUAAGUAGGUAAAUAGUCGGUAAGAAGAAAAAAUACAGUGAAAUAAAAUAUAAGUGAUAUCAAUUUUAUCCUGAAAAUAUGUUGUUAUUGAUUAAUUUUGUUAAGAUAUAUGCGAACCAAAUACAUAUGUCUGUUCCUGGCCUUAGUUGGAGUCUAAUACCAAUCAUGCAAUGGCAAACUAUAAUCGUUGAUAUUAUUCUACAAAACACACUUUCUGUAAUCAUUGUUAUCCAAAAGCUAAGCUCAUUAAUGAAUAGGAGGAUCAAUUUGUGGAGAAUUUUUCUUAAGUAGAAUUUUUUACUUAUUCAGCUGAAAUAUUUCCCAUUUUUGAAUCAUAUUAACAAAAAGUAGCAGACAUGUAUAAUAUAUAUCUAACUUUUUUCAUUUUCAUUGCAAGAUAAACUUAUAAUCUAGUAAAUAGAUAUUAUUUUUACUUAUCAAUAUACCUCCAUCCAUUAAUUAAGUUAAGAAAUCAUUCAAUUGACUUGAAAUCAUUUCUAGAGACAUGUUUUUGGGGUUUAUUUUGAGGAAAAGAAGUUCCAGUCUGGGAAAAAGAGUUGGUCAGAGCUAAGAUUACCAUAAAUGGGGUCUACUCCCUGUAAGGGAAAAUAAACCUCUCAAUUAUAACUUUACAGUUAAGUUUCAUGAUUCUGCGGAUGUGUAGAGGGAAUAUAAAUAUGAUAAAUGAAACUCUAUUAUCUGCAGAUGAGUUGUAGAUAAACUUAUUUUUAAAAAGUAAAUAGGUAAUCAUAUAUGUAGAUAGUAUUAUUUGUUAUUUAUAAUUUUUGUUAGAUAUCAAGGCUAUUUUAUAUAUCUUUCAGCGAUAGCAUUUUUAUUUUUCUUAGAAAUGCAUGUUAAAAUAGUUAUAACUGACAUUAUUUCAUGACAUAUUGUUUGUUAAUUAGGACAUUAAUCUCCCAUUUUUCAUUACUUUUGUAUUUGAUUUUGACAUGUGUUUCUCUUAUUUAUCAAUUUCAGUCUUUGACUGGUUUUAUCUGUGAUAAUAUACUAGUGUAGUCCUUAUAUAAUUCCACCCAGUUUACAGAGGCGGAUCCAGAAGGGGCUCUGAGGGGCCUGGUGCCCCCUCCCCUUUUCGUGGGAAAAAUUUGGUUGAUUAUAUAGGGAUUCACGGAAUAUUUGAUUUCAUGGUUUUGCCAAAGUGUGCAUAAAUGCCAAUAGAAAAUUUAUUCUAUAUCCAUGAAAUUGACAAAAUAAUUAGUAUAACAAUAAUUAUAAUGAAUCAUCAUUAUGUAAGGUAGGUCAUAUCACAUCAUGUAGCUAUGUUACAAUACAUUUUUCAUGAUUUAAAAUUGUGUUAUAAGGGUACUUAACAUAUAAAAUCUCUUUCUAGUAUAGUUUGGCUAAGAUUUUGAAAUAGCUCAUAGUCGUCUUUGUUUAUGAAUUAUAAAUGAUAAAAAUACUUAUAUGUAUGUUCAUUUUACUUGGUUUUAAAUAUCUAUACAUUAUACUUUUUAUCAUGUAUUUAAAGAAAAUCAUUCCAUCUCAUGUGAAAACACUCUGAAUGUUUUUUAUUACCUGCUGGAAAAAUUAUAAGUAGAUAUUUUCAGUUUUAGAUUUCGAAGCCAUCUUUAAAAAGUAAUUCACUAAUUAUUAUUUUCAUCCAUGAACAGAAAUAUUAACAAUUCCUCAUUAAUAAUCCCAUUUGAAGAGUUUUACGACAUAGUCAUUUCAUUCAAAAGUCAGUAGGACAAUACUGUAGAGUCAAUUAUUUUCUUGGAUACCAAUUUUCGUGGGGAAGGAAAACUUACAUGUUCGUGGAUACUUAAAUUCGUUGUUUUGCAGAGUGACUCUACAUACAAGCAUUAAGAAAAAAGUUCAUUCAUUGAACAUUUUAUUUCUUGGUUCAACUAUACCCAAGAAAUCUACGAAAAUCAGUAUCCAAUGAAUAAUACUGAUUCCACAAUAGUUAAAAAAUGCAUUUAUUUAUAGAUACUUGUAGAUGGCAUUUCUGUAGCUGAGGGUAUUAAGAUUAGAUUUAUUAUACCAGUAGGUAUUGUAAAGUACAAGAGACAUUUUUAUAUAUCUUUACAUGUACAAUAGUCCUAAGCUUAUAAGAGAUAAAGAUCUGUGUGUGUUUUUGUAACAAACAAUAUUAAAUUUUACCUAAAGGUGUCAAAUGCAUAACUAUUCAAAAUAUAAUUCUUAACUAUGCAGCUGUGUUUGUAUCUAAAUGAUAAUUUCUUUUUGCAUAAAAAAAAUCUAUCUUAUUGAAAUUUGGAAAAUAGAUAAUUUUAUAAAUUCAGUACUUCUGAUUUCUGAUUUUUUGGACCAAAUUUAAUUUGUGACAUUUUAAAUGUUUAUUGUUAUUUUUUCCUUUUUUAUAACAGUAGACUUCAAACAUUCCAGUUUUUUAUGAAAGCAUAUUUUUUACAUACAAGGAAAUGACAUUGAAUACUUAUAAGAUGCAUGUCAAACUUUAUUUGAUGAUAUUAUCUUUCUUUUUAAUGUUAUGGAUAUUAUUAUUAUUUUUCUAUUUAAUUGAAUAUUUAAGGUAAAUAAUGGGAUUUUUAAUUGUCCGUCCAAUAUUUGUAAUGUUGUACAAAGUAUAAAUGAACUGUGACUUGUUUAUAUUUGUACAUAUUGUAAGUUAUUUAUAGAAACAGGUCUUUCCCUACACAAAAUAAAACAAUAAAGGAAAUAGAGAAGUUUA